CGCGUGCGUUUGUGUUGAUGAGCGUCACCGAGAUAGUGACGUCACCUAGACGACACCAGCAGCGCGCCAAACGCAAAUAAGCUGAGGAGGAAGUCGCCGCUGAGCAAAGCAAAGCAAAGCAAGCCUUGCAAGCAAAGCCCCAUGGCAUGAGUGUAGACGGGCAAGAAAAGGGAUUGUGGAGAGGUGGGGGAGGCAGAGCUAGAGUUUGGAGAGGAUGGAGCACGAGAGGAGGCCAUACUGUGGAAUACAGGAAUGGCGCCGGAGGAAAACACUCAGGAGGUUAUCAUGGCUGGAGGGGUAGCAGAGGACGAGGAGCAUUGAGUAGGGGCAGAUCUGCUCAUGGAGUUGAAUAUGAACAAAAAGGAAACGAGGGAGGAACAGAAGGAAAAUUGGGAUCAAGGUUUUCCCAGACAACUUUAGAUCAAUUCUGCCCAUACAAGGGAUGGCAGCUUUACUUUUCAGAAGGUUACAGUGAAAAUUCUCCAUAUGUGGAAAAGAUUGAAGCAUUCGAAACAUUUUUCUCCAACCGAAUUGAACUGUAUGAUAAAGAUGAAAUUGAAAGGAAGGGUAGUAUCCUUGUUGAUUAUAAAGAUAUUCUGCAAGAUGAAAAUGUGUUGAAAUCAAUUCCAGUUGUAGCCGAAGAGUUGAAAAACAUGCCCGCAAAACUGUUAGAUUGCAUGGGAUUAGCAAUCCACCAGGUUCUGACCAAAGAUUUAGAAAAACAUGUGGCAGAACUUCAAGAGCAGGAAGGACUUCCACCAAUUGUCAGUGUGCCUCAUAUUCAUGCCAGAAUAUACAAUUAUGAACCCUUGACUCCACUGAAGUGCUUACGUGCAAAUUUCUAUGGAAAAUUCAUUGCUCUGCGAGGAACUGUAGUUCGUGUCAGCAACAUUAAACCAAUGUGUGCCAAAAUGGCCUUUACAUGCAACACUUGUAGAGAAAUACAGUGCCUAGCUCUUCCUGAUGGCAAAUUCACAACACCUACUAAGUGUUGUCGUCCAGAUUGUCGAAGUCGGUCAUUUUUACCGAAUCUGAGCUCUCCCUUAACAGUUACUGUGGACUGGCAGACUAUCAAAGUUCAAGAACUUAUGUCUGAUGACCAGAGAGAAGCUGGGCGGAUUCCUCGUACGAUUGAGUGUGAACUGUCUCAUGAUCUGGUAGACAGCUGUGUUCCAGGUGACUUGGUUUCUAUCACAGGAAUAGUUAAAGUCUGCAGUAGUGACGAAGGUAAUGGAAGAAACACAAAUGACAAAUGUAUGUUUUUACUGUAUAUUGAGGCAAAUUCCAUCAGUAACUCCAAAGGGCAGAAAGCAAAAUCUUCAAUGGAAUCCGACACAGAAGGACCCUCAGUUGAGUUUUCCCUAAAAGAUCUUUAUGCAAUUCAAGAAAUUCAGUCUGAAGAAAAUUUGCUAACUUUAAUUGUCAAUUCUCUUUGCCCAGCAAUUUAUGGCCAUGAGCUUGUAAAAGCCGGUUUAGCACUUGCUUUAUUUGGAGGAUGUCAAAAGUACCUUGAUGAUAAGAAUCGGAUCCCAGUAAGAGGUGACCCCCAUAUGUUGGUGGUUGGAGAUCCAGGACUUGGUAAAAGUCAAAUGCUACAGGCAUUAAGCAGGAUUGCUCCACGUGGUGUGUAUGUUUGUGGGAAUGCCUCAACAUCGUCCGGACUUACCGUAACUUUGUCACGUGAUAGUGCAUCAGGGGAUUUUGCUUUAGAAGCUGGAGCACUAGUGCUUGCAGAUCAAGGACUUUGUUGCAUUGAUGAAUUUGACAAAAUGGGAAAUCAGCAUCAAGCCUUGUUAGAAGCGAUGGAGCAACAAAGUAUUAGUCUUGCCAAAGCUGGGAUUGUAUGCACCUUGCCAGCCAGGACCACAAUCGUUGCUGCAGCAAAUCCAGUUGGUGGCCACUACAACAAAGCAAAAACUGUGUCAGAGAAUUUAAAGAUGGGAAGUGCAUUGCUGUCCAGAUUUGACUUAGUUUUUAUUCUGUUGGAUACUCCAAAUGAAGACAAUGACCACAUGCUUUCUGAACAUGUGAUGGCCAUGCGUAUGGGUAGGAAAAGUGCUGUAAGCAGUGCUGCUAUCGCUCGAAAGACUGGUGAAAAUUCCAGCUCUUCAGUUUUGGAAGUUCUUUCUGACAGACCUCUACUGGACAGAUUGAAGAGCACAUCUAUAGAGAACUUUGACCCUAUACCACAUCAGCUGUUAAGAAAAUAUGUUAGUUAUGCCCGGCACUACGUUCACCCAAGAUUAUCUCCAGAAGCUGCACAAGUAUUACAGGAAUUUUAUCUGGAGCUGAGAAGGCAGAACCAUGGAGCCAACAGCACUCCUAUAACUACACGCCAGCUGGAGUCUCUUAUUCGUCUUACAGAGGCAAGAGCAAAGCUGGAACUCCGUGAAAUUGCUUCAAAACAGGAUGCAGAAGAUGUUGUGGAAAUAAUGAAACACAGUUUACUUGAGACUUUUUCUGAUGAGUUUGGUAAACUUGACUUUGAACGUUCACAACUGGGCUCUGGAAUGAGCAACCGGUCACAGGCAAAGAAGUUCAUCGCAGCUCUGAACAAAAUAUCUGGGCAGACAUACACUAACAUUUUUACUUUUCACCAGCUUCGGCAAAUAGCAAAUGACCUACAGAUAAAGGUGGCUGAUUUUGAAGGAUUUAUCAGCUCCUUGAAUGAGCAGGGCUAUCUUUUACAUAAAGGUACAAAGAUUUACCAGCUUCAAACGGUGUGACAGAU
Molecule: messenger RNA, 2731 nt
Organism: Polypterus senegalus (gray bichir)
Lineage: Eukaryota; Metazoa; Chordata; Cladistia; Polypteriformes; Polypteridae
Gene: mcm8
Product: minichromosome maintenance 8 homologous recombination repair factor
Exons: 19
Coding region: 147-2726 (859 amino acids)
Biological process (GO): double-strand break repair via homologous recombination
Cellular component (GO): nucleus; MCM complex
Molecular function (GO): single-stranded DNA binding; ATP hydrolysis activity; ATP binding
Source: RefSeq, a predicted model, not a curated record